This is a messenger RNA of Zeugodacus cucurbitae (melon fly), 1394 nucleotides long. RefSeq lists its product as uncharacterized. Bases 373 to 1275 code for a protein of 300 amino acids. The record is from RefSeq and is a predicted model, not a curated record. The transcript has 4 exons. Lineage: Eukaryota; Metazoa; Arthropoda; Insecta; Diptera; Tephritidae.
ACAAAAACAACUUUUUAACUGCAGUCAGCAAGAGCAUAAUAUUGCUCGCACUUUUGUUGUCGCUAUUGCUGCAACUGUUUGGGUUUUUUAAGCGAACGGCAAACAUUUAAAAAUUUCGAUUUCAGUCAACGUGCGAACGCGAAGCGAAAGAGUCUCACCACAAAGCCAACUAAAAACCGCACUUGCAGCUUGCAACAUUACAUUAAAGUGAUAACUUGUUCAAUGCUGCAAGUGGAUGCCACAAACACACGCACAAACGUAGAGUAAAAAGUGCCAACAAAGAAAAUUUCAGCAACAACAACGCUGAAAAUUGAAAAUUGCCAUAAAUGCCGCUGCUGUUAACGCGCACAGAAAUUCGACCCGCAGACCCAGAUGAAUGCCCCACUGAAAAUGUUGUUGCACGCCAAAGGCAUUACAAUUUCGGCGACUUUUAGUAUAUGGCUGUUAUGCUGUUGUUUACCAAUCGCGGAAUCACUCAUUGUGCCACAGGAGCUGCCCUCCAUACUAUCACUGAUCUACUCCAAUAUUCCACCUAUCAAAAAAGGUACCGAUUCCCGACUCGGCUUUGGUUUUCGUCUCGGCAAUCAUGCUGACUUCCAGGUACUUCUCGAGCUGGGACCACAAAAAAACACACGUCCAAUUGGCGAAGACGCCGACUCGGAGAACACGUUCAAUAAACGACAAGUGAGCAAGUCGCAUCGCGCACAUCUGCUGCGCAAGCAAGCACAGGAAGCAUUUCGACAGCUCGCCACCAGUACGACGAGCACAACGACAGAACGCACAGCCAACAGUUGGCUGGAGAGUUGGUCUAAUGCCAUGAAUACAAAUAACAAUGCGCCCUCCAGUGCCGGUAUAGCAGCGAGUAAGAAGAAAUCUGCGCCCAAAUAUGCACAAAACACGGUAAAGAAGCAGCAGCAGCUGGAGACUUUUGCUCCACCGGCAGCCAACAAUGUAGACCAGUCCAUGCAGCAACUGCAGAUGCUUUAUCGCAUGGCCACCAGCAGUAGCAGCACAACAAUAUCACCAGUAGAGAUCUAUGCCAGCACUGAGGCGCCAGUUAUGAUUGUGACGCCAGAGCCACAGUUACAGCGAUUACGUCCGACCUUUGUACCAUAUAAAGGUGGUUCCUUGAAUUUAGGCGGACCAGUGGGUUUCACGCCACGGCCUCUUGAAGAGUUAGCACUGCAGACCAUUUCAGAGCAACCGAGUGAGCGCAAAUCGAAAAGUGAAAUAACCAAGGAGCUGAUGGAUGUGAGUCUUGAGGAGGGCCAGUAGCGUUUUAACUAUACGAAAUGAAGUCAAACUUUUGUAAAUACUCUUUAUUAUAAAGAAAACACGAUUGUAUAUAAAAAUUUUAAAUUAAUGAGAUAAAGAAAAGAACAAUUUUGGAAAAA